Messenger RNA from Epinephelus fuscoguttatus (brown-marbled grouper), 6091 nucleotides. RefSeq names its product SH2B adapter protein 2. Gene Ontology annotation, biological process: antigen receptor-mediated signaling pathway; intracellular signal transduction. Gene Ontology annotation, molecular function: transmembrane receptor protein tyrosine kinase adaptor activity. The record is from RefSeq and is a predicted model, not a curated record. The transcript is spliced from 9 exons. NCBI's taxonomy places the organism in Eukaryota, Metazoa, Chordata, Actinopteri, Perciformes, Serranidae. Gene Ontology annotation, cellular component: plasma membrane. The coding region runs from base 263 to 2353 and encodes 696 amino acids.
CUUGUCAGUGGUCUUGUGGACAGCAGAGCAAAAGGUACAGCAGCACAGUGCGUCGAGCGGAGAGAUGGAGGGUGAGCUGGCCGGCUGUGAGCGCCUAUAAACCGGAGAGCAGAGCACCAGAUGAAGAGGGAAUAAAAACCAUGUCUGAUCCUGAAUAAACAUCAUCUUCACGCUAUAAACCGGGAUCCUGUCAGAGAGACACCAGCGUCAUGAAACCAGUCCUGCAUUGAGCCUCUCCUCGGUGGGUUGGCAUGGCCCAGUGAUGAACGGAGCGGUGGUGCCUGGUAGCCCGGAGCUCUCCUCCUCGUGCCCACUGCCAGACUGGCGAGAGUUCUGUGAGCUCCAUGCUCGAGCCUCUGCUGCAGACUUCGCUGACAAGUUCCAGCGCUUCCUGUCGGAGAACCCGUGCUACGACUCGCCCGGCGCUGAUGCCAGCUUCUCACAGCACUUUGCCCACCACUUCUUGGAGUGCUUCUCUGCAGCACUGACCCAGGCCAGGGAGAACCAGGCGUCCUCUCCAGGGGAGGACGGCUCCAACGCAGCACCCAAGUACAGCAUUGUUCCUUUCCUGGGAAUCCAGGGCUGCCCGCUGUCCUACGGUCACGACCUUUACCAGAGACGCAAGGACGCCGGGGCUUCAAGUGAAUCUCUGGACAGCAUGGACAGUGGAGGGGGAGGGAUAGAUGGGGGAGGCAGUGGCACCACCGCCUCCCGAGGCCCCCAGCAGACUCACAAGGUGUCCGCUCUGGGACAGUCUCGCAGCUCUGAGGACGUUUCAGUCAGUCACCCAAAGGCUCGCUUCAAGAAGGGCUUCUCCCUGAGAAACAUGAGCCUGUGUGUGGUGGAUGGGGUGAAGGAGAUGUGGCACAGACGGGCCUCCCCUGAACCCGACGGUCCCUCUGGAGCCAGAAGGCCUAACGGGGGAGGAGGGGGAGGUGGAGGAGGAGGGGAGGCUGCAGGGGGAGAGAAGUGGUCCCAAAAGCUGCGGCUUCCCAGGGGCUCCCAGGGCCACAAGGCUGAGAUGCUGGAGAUCCAGAGGGAGGGAGCGCUGAGAUACAUGGUGGCUGAUGACACAAACUGUAUGGGCGCUGCACAGUGGCAGAAGUGCCGCCUGCUGCUGAGGAAGACAAAGAGGGAUGAAGGAGGCGAGAGGUUCCUGCUGGAGUUCUACGUACCACCCAAGUCCUCAAAGCCCAAAGUGAGCAUCCCUUUGUCAGCCAUUGUGGAGGUGAGGACCACCAUGCCGCUGGAGAUGCCUGACAAGGACAAUACUUUUGUUCUUAAGGUGGAAAACGGUGGAGAGUACAUCCUGGAAACCAUUGACUCGCUGCAGAAAAACUCUUGGGUUGCUGACAUCCAGGACUGCAUAGACCCGGGUGACAGCGGCGAUGACAUCGAGCUGGCGUCAUGUCCUCACGGUCAGGCCUCUAAAGACUGCUCCAUGGUGGCCUCUUGCAGCUGUGAGCUGCUGUCUGAGGGUGUGUAUCGUGCUCCUGAAAGGUCGUGUCCUACAGCCGCAGAGCAUUACAGCGCCCCCUCAGUCCGUUGCAGGGAACCCCCCUUCACCCAGCACCCAUCCCAUAUGCCUUUAGAGCGCUUUCUCCAGUCCCCUGAGGCCCAGGGCUCCAACUCCUCUGCAGGUGGCAUUGAUGGAGCAAAAGAGUCAGAUGGGGAUGCCAGCCUGGCGGGUUACCCAUGGUUCCAUGGUACACUGUCCCGUGUGCGGGCGGCUCAGUUGGUGCUUGCAGGUGGGGCCAGAAGCCACGGGCUCUUUGUGAUUCGUCAGAGUGAGACGCGACCAGGAGAGUACGUCCUCACCUUCAACUUUCAGGGCAAAGCCAAGCACUUGCGUCUGUCGGUGAAUGAGAAUGGGCAGUGCCACGUCCACCACUUGUGGUUCCACACCGUGUCGGACAUGUUGAGACACUUCCACGCCCACCCCAUCCCCCUCGAAUCUGGAGGCUCUGCAGACAUCACAUUACGCUCCUAUGUACAAGUGCAGCGAAGCUCCACUACAGAUGUGACCGUGCCUCCGGUCCUCACCCCUCCCAGGGAUGCAGGCUGCCGGACAGACUCAGCCCAGCCAGCUCUCCACCCUCCUGGAAUCCCAGCGCCUGCAGGGCCUCCUCCUGAUGCCCCGCUCUCCUCGAGCACCUCCUCGUCACCCACUGCCCUUCCCUCCCUCUCCCGCAGUGACCCAGGUACUGGAGGAGGAGUGGGUGGAGGGUUACAGAGCCGGAGCAACAGCUCUGAGCGCCUGCUGGAGGCCUCUAGUGGUGGAUCUGAGGACUACCACGAUGCUGAUGGGACUCGCAGGGCCCGGGCAGUGGAGAACCAGUACUCUUUCUACUAAACACCACAGGGCAGGGUUCAGUCAUGUAUCGGAGGUGACAUGGGACACUGUUCUGGUGAUGAGAACUGUCCAAAUCACUGGAUCACCCACUGUUUUGUUUGAUUGUUUUUAUUUCAAGGCAAUUUCCUGUUUCUCUGAUUUGAGAAGGGAGGUGGUGAGCAGUGUGUCCUCGCUGAUAAAUCCCUCAGGCUCUGCGUCCUCGCUUCAAACUCAGCUGUCAAGAAUGUCAGUGAACAAAGAAACCAAAAGGCCACAUGAGGAAACGGAGAUUGUUAAGAUGGAGCGGUAGAUGAAACAUAGAUGUAGAAACACAACAUGGUGAUAUGAGUGUAGGUGGAGAAAGCAAGAGGAAGUCAUCCAGCGGAGUCAUAUGGCUUUGAUUCAUCGCUUCUGACCACUUCCUGUUCGCCCAUACCCACAUAUCCCUGGAAGCAGAGCCUGUGUUACCACCCCGCUGAAAAUUGAGAGUUUGAAAUGACCCUGAAGAAACAGUCCCUUCCCCAAGAGCUCCUCAGAGCUCCUCUGAGCUCCCGGGAGCAUCCCAUUAAUGUUUGUAAAGCUGCUUUGAGUCUGUCCCGGAUAUCCUCACUGUCCCUGCAGGGUUUCCCUACAAAGUCCUGCCCUGGGUCUCUGCUAACAUCAGUACAGCAAUCAUGGGUGUGUUAGUGUUAGCUCAGAGAUGUUUUUCUUGUGUACAGCCUAAAGGGUCUUAGUGCCUGACAAUUACCUUGGACUUGAACAGACUGUUGCUCAUAGCGACACGGAGGAUGGUGUUGACAUCUCGCAUAAUCACAGAAGCCCAAAAAUCUAUUGCAGGGGAUUCCUUUACUGUCAGUUUCUGCUUAAAACACACUGAACAUGCAUAUCUUUGCAAACUGUUUUGUUCUCACAGUGUUAUCCACACACACACACACACACACACACACACACACACUGGUGGUCAUAUCUUGUGUUAAAAGUCAGUUUAAAAUUGCUGAAACGGAAGUGAAUAUGGCAGGGCGGCUCCCAUUUUGCUGUCAUACCAGGUUAUUUCUAUGAGUGUGUGGUGGUGUAUUAGAGUCCAAAUAUUUUUCAAUGAUCGGUGUGCUACAGUAGUGUUUCUAAAACAUGGUUUUCGAGGUCCCUCCGUCUGGUGCUGGUUCUGUAUCCGAGCUUAUCAUAUCAAUAACCUGUAGAUUAGAUAUGCUGUUAAUAUAGGAGUUCACUUUGAAGUAAUGCCUUGAAGAUAUAAUUAUACCAAAUCCAGCAUUUAGGCUAUUGGAGGGACUGGGGACUUGUUUUUUAGAAAGGUGGUGGUAUUGCGUACUGUUUGUGCGGCCUGGUGUGGACUGGAACGAUACAGACAGUGUGGUAAAGGGCACUAGGUGGCCAUGCUUGGAUGGGAAGAUGUGACAUUGCUGCUUUGCUUUAUGUUGACAAAGUAAUGAGCUUUUUAAGUUAAUGAUCCAAAAGAAAAAUACAGCUCACACAACAAAAUACUCCUGUUACUGUAAGAAAUAACUUAAUGAUCCAAGACAUUCUUUAUAACACAAAAUAUCAGUUAAAAAGAAAUACUUAACCCACAAAUCAACCAUUUGAAUACCAAUUACUCACCCAGUGUUAUGUUGAAUUUGUGCCUCCACAGUGAACGAAGAAUCCAAAAACACAGGAAAUUCCUGAUGAAUUGAAGUAAAUUUGACGUGUUUAACAACAGCUGAACUCUCUCACACAACUUGUGCAGUGUAAUCCAAGUCUCAUUUAUCCUGUUGCGUGGUCAGUACUCUCAAAACGUGGAUUAUUACUAAAACAUUACUAUUUACAAAACUUCUACAUACUAGUAUCGCUCCUGGGCAAGCAUGUCGAUUGAACUCGGCUUGUGCAGCAGAGUUCAAACGUAUGUGCUUACCCCAAGCUCCCAGGAAGUGCACCAGGCUUUGAAGCCAAUUUAACAUAGUGGCCAAAGAGUGGAAUUACACCGGGCCGGUCAUCGCCCAACGGACUUUUCCCCAUAGACUCACAGUGGAAAAGAGAUGUCUGUAAAUCAGUGAUACAUAAUCUGAGCGUCAUAACUUCGUCACAAAAUGACUUGUUUCACUCUUUGGAUUUGAUCCAUUUUGGCUGAUAACAUUUCAAAAGUCUAAAAGAGCCCAGUGAUUAAAUGAUUUAAUCUUCAUUCAAGUUAGCAGAAGCUUAACCAGAGGUGAGCCGCUCGACCAGGAGAAGUUGGUUGUUUAGCUCAGGAAAACCUGUAGUGCACUUGCUCCAUUAGAUGCCGUAGACCCGGGUAAUUUUACACCCGGAAGGGCAAAGUUUUUUUUGGCUUCAUGCGCCACUGAGCUGCUUUGGUAGGAAUAAACAAGGCCCCACCUCCAGCACUGUAUCCAAUUCUCUUUAUACAUCAAUGGCUGUAGCAUGAAUAGCUGCUUGUUCAUGCGUGAGACUGUUUAUGCAAAUGUGUUUUAAAUAAAAAAAUUCCACAUGUUUGGGAAGUACUGGGUGAACCACUGAUAAAUGAGACUUGGAUUAUACUGCACAAGUUGUGUGAGAGUUUGUAGACGGAUGUUUUGAUACAGUUUUGCUGUCGUUAAACACGCCCUUCUUUUACUUAAAUUCACCAAAAAAUCUUUGCCCUUUUUUGGAUUCUUUGUUCAUCAUGGAGGAAAACAAGAAAAGCAGAGUUUUCAUUAUGAAUUCAGCGUAACAAAGAGUGAGUAACUGACAUACAAAUGAUCAUUUUCUGGGUAAAGUAUUCCUUUAAAGUAAAAGUUUGACAUUUUGGAAUGAGAAAUCAAUAUUAAAUUUCUUAGUCCAAAUGUUGUACGGAUUAAACAAAUCAGACAUAACAUGCUCAUUAGUGAGCUUUAGGAGUGCCGGUAGGUGGAUUUUGUUACUUUUGGACAGACUAGCUGAGGCUAGCUGUUUCUUGUCUUUGUGCUAAGCUAAAUUAGCCGAACGCUAGCUGUAGUUUCACAUCUACUGUAUGAAAAUUUGCAUUUCCGAGGAUAUCAAAGGCAUGACCCGUCAUACUCUGCCUCUCAUUGGCUUAUCAUUGCAUUCUUAUCCUAACCCUUACCAGUCCCACUCCUCUUGCCUAAACCUAAUCGAGUAGUGGCUAGUACUAGCCAACCAGUACCAGGGAAGUAGGGCGGGUCCAGCAUUUGCUAUACUAGGAAAUGUGCUUACUGUACAGGUAUCAGAGUGCUUUUAAUCUGCGCGUCCUUCUCAAAAGCAUACUUACCAAAAUGUCACACUUGUUUUGAAGCGUUUAAGGCACAGUGAAAAGCGGGCACCUUUCAGCUACUGUAUUUCAAACAUAUGCAAAACUUUUGUUCAGUUUGAAAAAACAUAUCAAACGUCACCGUCUGUCUUUCCAAGCACGGCCAUUUAACUUCGAAGGUGAAAUUUCAGUUUCAGUCGAGGAGCGGACGGAGCAGUUCAUGUGCCAAUCUGAGUCCUAUUUUUGAAACAUAUUUAUUCCUCAGCCGUUGUAAAUUACAUUUUUCCUAUCAAGUCUUAUUUAUGUACAGUUGAUUGAUUCUUCUUGAUGAAACAUCCUCAGUGGACCCCGUCUGUUGCAAGAGCCCAUCUCACAUAUCACAGAUUGCUCAUGCCUCCCUUUUAUUUUCUUAACACUUCUUAAAAGCUAAAUUUUUCUGUUGUCUGACUGAGUUUUGAAGAGUCUGUGCAAUUUUGUACAAAGUGAUGUACUUGACAUACUACUUUAUAUUUCUGUGAAUAAAAUGUGAACAAACAAUUGCA